Macroventuria anomochaeta is the source of this 1329-nucleotide messenger RNA. RefSeq lists its product as uncharacterized. NCBI's taxonomy places the organism in Eukaryota, Fungi, Ascomycota, Dothideomycetes, Pleosporales, Didymellaceae. The transcript has 2 exons. The record is from RefSeq and is a predicted model, not a curated record. The coding region runs from base 1 to 1329 and encodes 442 amino acids.
AUGCGUUUUAAACACUGGGUCUGGGUGCUUCCAGCCCUUAGAGCGGGUGUGAAAGCGGUACAAUGCGCCGCACCUCCCCUCAACCUCCCGCUCCGCACCAUCUCAGUCGCCCCUGGAACAUUCUCUCAUGGCAUACCCAUCUCCAUAGGCAUACCACCACAACAGCUCGUCCUUACUCCUUCGCUCUCACUCGACACGCCAUUCAUCCCGCGCUACACAGAUUCCUGCAUAUACGCCGCCGACGCAUCGAGGCCUGCAAACGCCACGAGAUGGAAUGGCCGAGACGGAAAGAUAGUGUGUGCCGGCAUAUAUGGAGGAGGCUUCGUGCCCACUUUGUCGACGAGUUUCUUUGAUAAUGGGACGAACAGCCCCGUCAGCGAGGCGUGGUUCAAGAGAGCAAGGUUCUCGGACUGGCAUUUCAUGACUGAUAAGUUUGUGUUUGCGGAUUAUCUGGAGGCGUAUGUGCAGCAGAACGCGGCACUACCUGAGAAGCGGAAUUUAACGACCUCGUUCAUUUUGCCGGAUGAGGGUGCGACGUUCGGUGGUUUGAGUAGCUCGGUACUGAGUCUGACGCCGGGUUCGAGGCUGCUGGAGGCGCUGUAUAGUGAGGGCAUGGUGCCUAGUAAGAGUUGGAGCUUGUCAAACGACAGCUUGUGUUUGGGCUGUGUGGAUGAAAAUGCGUAUACUGGAGAGUUUCAGAACUUCAAGCUUGCGGAUCGCGACAAAGAUGGCGGGCUGCCAUGUCUGUUGCAGGCGAAGGUUGAGACGCUCGACUACUAUUCUGACGGUAGCAGUGCGGGAGUGGCACUGCUCGAUGACGCGUUUGUUGCCUGUAUCGAUCCGGGCGUGAUGUCCUUGGUUCUUCCAACGGAUGCAUACACAAAACUGCCUGAGGUAGUUGGUGCAGACGUCAAAGCGGCUUUUGAAUGGUCUGCCACCUCUGCAGGCCUCCCGAAGAACAGCAGCAGCUUCCUGAGGUUCAAGCUUACGGGCGACCUGGAAGUGGACGUUAUGCUACCAAGGGCUGGAGUGGAAGAUGUGAAAGACCCGAGCGGACAGCCGCUUGGAAUCGAGACUGGUAGCUGGGGUGCAUACGGCCAAGGCGUGCCAGUACUGGGCAAAUUGUUCACCGCUUCGAUUGUUCUGCGAUGGGACGAGGUAACGCAGGAGUAUGGUGCGGCGAGAAGAAAUCCCAAAGCAAGCGAGAAGAGUGACCUGGAGCCAUUAGGUUGUGACAGCUUCCUUUCGCUGGGUAAAUAUGUGGAAACCACACCUAGUGUGGGCGUCAUCCUGCAGUCUUCUUCUAUUCGAGAGGGCAGAGGGGCGUAA